CUAUUUCCUCGCUUAGCAUGGAGAGAGGAAGCUAUUCUGGGUCAUCGAAGAGGAGGUGAAGCAGGUCAAGUGAAGAAGACAUAGGACCAGUACCUUGGAUGGCUGUCUUGCUGGGACGACAAGCCAUGCUCCAUGGCUGUGAAUCCCUCUCUCCCUCUUCCCUCCAUGAUGGUUAGCUCAACGAGAGAGCGGCUAAGGGGAAUCAGAAGAGCCAUGUAUUCUUAGAUGUACAACAGCAUCCACAGAAAUCUACGAACAACCUGAAGCGCCGACUCCCACCAGUCAAUACCACAAUCACGUGCAUUCCCUCGACCUCCUCAACCCGAGAGCCUCACUCCCAAAACCGACAAUCCUUAUCAAACAAACCCAUACUCCAAAUAUGACUCUCAAAUUAACCCCCUCGGCAUUCAUCAAACCAAGUUCCGGCAUUGGCCACAACGUAUAUAAACACAUUAGCCAGCCAUCUUAUCAACUUCGGCAACCGGCAGUUCUACCUGAUCCUGGACAUACCCUUCCCCCCGCACAAUAUCCACUCAGGCAUCAGAGAUCAGAUACGAAGAAAGUAUUAUAUAAUAGAAAUAACCUCAAGAUGUUGUGGAAAGUCUUUACCUCGCUUGUGCUGCUGGCUUCGAGGAGUCAUGCUUCCCCUUCUUUCGCGACGGCUCCUAUGUUGAGGUUCAGUUGCUCGCAGCUUGUUGUUGAGCGUUUAGAUCCUCUCGUCAAUCCCGGCGUCAACCCAUCACCGCAUCUCCACCAAAUCGUCGGAGGAAACUCCUUCAACACAACAAUGGACCCCGCAAACGACAUGCCCACCCUCUCCACCUGCACAACCUGCACCUUCUCCGAAGACUUCUCUAACUACUGGACCGCGGUCCUGUACUUCCGCGCCCGCAACGGGACCUAUAAACGCGUGCCUCAAAUGGGCAACGAGUUCCUCGAACAGCAGAACGGCGGACUGACCGUAUACUACAUCCCGCCGUAUGACGGCCAUACGAACGUCACGGCCUUCAAGCCCGGGUUCCGCAUGCUGGUCGGAGAUCCCAUGUUGAGGACAGAUACGAAUACGUCUGAGGCAAAUUCGAUGAGCUAUCGCUGUUUCGAGAAGAAUUGGGGGCAGAUAGAUACUUAUCCGGGGGGAGGCAACGAUACGAGGGACUUUCCCAGUGUGCCGUGUCCGGGUGGUAUUCGGGUUAAUAAUUUCUUCCCGACGUGUUGGGAUGGUGUCAAUACCGAUAGUGCGGAUCAUAAAAGCCAUAUGUCGUAUCCUGCGAGCGGAUCUUUUGAGUCGGGUGGGCCUUGUCCGGCGAGUCAUCCGGUGAAGGUUCCGCAGGUUAUGUUUGAGACGGUUUGGAAUACGACGGAGUUUAAUGAUAAGGCUUUGUGGCCUGAAGAUGGGUCGCAGCCGUUUGAGUGGAGUAUGAAUGAUCCAACUGGUUGGGGACAUCAUGGAGAUUAUGUUUUUGGCUGGAAAGGAGAUGCUCUCCAAAGAGCGAUGGAUAACUUCUGCCACCAGGACUGCCCCACUCUCAAGACUCAAAGUUACGACGAUGCAAAUAAGUGCACCAAAGCUCCGGUGGUCAAUGAACCGAUUGAUGGAUGGUUACCUACCCUCCCAGGCAUUGCACCACAAUAAUCGACCAAAUCUGCUAGCGAAGCGAUAAAUAUAGAACUACAUGAUCGCAGAAUGUGCAAUUCUUG
Mollisia scopiformis is the source of this 1698-nucleotide messenger RNA. RefSeq lists its product as uncharacterized. The coding region runs from base 380 to 1633 and encodes 417 amino acids. Lineage: Eukaryota; Fungi; Ascomycota; Leotiomycetes; Helotiales; Mollisiaceae. The record is from RefSeq and is a predicted model, not a curated record. The transcript is spliced from 6 exons.